AACGGAUGUCAAAAAAUAAAUUUGUCAAUAAACCGAACCGAAUGUUUUCAAUUUCAUAAGUCUAAUUUGCUUUUGCGAUUAGAUUUAAAAAAUGAAAUUAUCAACGCCAAGAUACACAUUUUGUUUAAUCAGUCAAUUGACGUUUAUGUUUUGUGAUCUUAUAUUUAAUUGCGUGAGUUUAUUUCCGAAAAGUCGAGAUGGCUUACUAGUUUUAUUUAUAUUUCAGGAUUUAUUUCUUAUACUGUCCAUUACUACAAUGCUUAUGACAUUUUUCACAACAUAUUUAUUUCAAGCUGGCUUAGUAGAAGUUCUAAUACGCAAGUUUCGCGCAGCAGGCUCCGUUAUAAUGGCAUAUGUAGCAGCUAGCAUAAUUCUACACGCAGUUUGGCUUUUGGAAAAAUGGGGUGAUCCGGAGUCCGUCUCCACACCCAUGCUCAUUGUUCUCUUUACUUUACAAAGAUGCUUGUCACCAUGGUAUUACUUUUUCUACAAACGAGCAGCACUACGAGUCAGUGACCCACGUUUUUAUGAAGAUAUAGAUUGGAUAAACCAACAGUUACAAUCUCAUUAAAUGAUGCAUCUUAGAUUAAAUAUAAUUUAGGGCCAAUUUUUGAACUGGACCUGUCCAGUUACCUAUUAUUGAAUAAUAUCUUCCAUUAAAUUUCUAUAGCAAAAUGUCAAACUAAUGCAUUUUAAUAGUUAACUGGCAUUUAGAAAAAUGUAGGUAAAAUUGUAAGUUAUGUUGAAUGAAGACAUUGUAAACUGACAAAAAUCAUUACAUUAAGUAUGGACUGAAUAAUUGUGACCAAAGAAGAAAUAUCAAAAAGAUUGAACUUGCUUAAAACAAGUCUAGUCUAGUCAAUAACUAAAUUUAAUUUUAUCAAAUCUCUCUAGUCAUGUAAAAUAAGUCUGCCUAAAACUUCACCCUGGAAUCAUGCAAUUCCUUUAAAAUAUAUUGUCUUUAAAUACAUCUGUAUAAAGUAUAGUAACAUAUUAAUGUCCAAAUUUCUAAGUAUACUAUAUUAAGAUACUUAAUGUUAAUAUGUGAAAGGCAUUCAAAUAAAUUUGUAUAAUUGAUAAAGGAACCCCCAUGACAUGAAAUAAAAUAACUGAAAGUAUGCAUGUAAGUCUUACAAUAUCUUGUGAUAAGAUUUUUUUUUAUGGUUGCUCCUAACUUGCAUGUUCAAGUAAACCUCAAUAGUUAAAAUAACAUCAACU
This is a messenger RNA of Vanessa tameamea, 1218 nucleotides long. RefSeq names its product transmembrane protein 138-like. The record is from RefSeq and is a predicted model, not a curated record. Bases 92 to 571 code for a protein of 159 amino acids. NCBI's taxonomy places the organism in Eukaryota, Metazoa, Arthropoda, Insecta, Lepidoptera, Nymphalidae. The transcript is spliced from 4 exons. Gene Ontology annotation, cellular component: cilium.